AUUUAUGACUUUAUUUAGGCUUUAUUACUGUGAUGAUGAUUUUAAUUAUUAAUCAGAAAAAAAUAAUAAUAAACUCACACAUGGAAAAAAAGUAAAAAAACCACUCUAUAUUUCUCUUAUCUCUUUUAGUUUUUUUUUUUUUCUGUUCCCUUUCCAUAAUCCGCAUACACAGUCCAUUUCUCCUAGCUCCGUUCCGCCCUCCGCCGGCGCUUGGUCGGUACGUCCUCCGCCUCGUUCAUAUCUUCUCCGUUAAUGCAAUUCUACUUCAUAUCUUCUUCGUUCUCUGUGCUCUAAUAAUUUGAGCUAUAUCUUGUUAUCUUCGUUUCGAAAAUUGAAUGUUCAUUUUAACCUAAAAUUCAUCUCUGAGAGGACUUAAUUUGACAGGCUUUGGUAGAAUGUUUGCUUUCUUUUUGCUUAUUUGGGGACGGGAAGGGCCUAGAUAGGGCUGCGUUUGCCUAGACUGUAUUCCCUUUGUCCCAUUUUUAUCAUUUCCUGAGAACGCGUUUGUUUAAUGAUUCUCCCCCCAAAAAACCCGACUCCAGUAGAAGGAUUUACCCCAUUUUAUAAUUUUGUACAACCUCCUUUAUAUUUCAGAAAACUUACUUUUUAGAAGUAAAAAGGAAAGAGGAGGAGGAGGAAGGACUAAGGUAAUUGGACACGUAGUCGCUGUUAAAUUUGUAUUGACAAAAGAAUUGGAAGAUUCUUGGAAGUUGGGAAAUAAAGGGUUGAAUCUGGUUUGGGAGCCGAACGGGGUUUGAUGAGUAGACUCGCUGUUUUUGCUAAAUUUGUGUUUAAUGCACUUGAUUUUAGUGUUGCUCUUUGCUAUUGAUUUAAUAAAAAAUGAGGUUUAUUGGCAGAAAAACGGAGUGGGAUGAACCGAAGUUGGGAUCUGUUCCUGGAAUUAUUAUAUAUGAUGACUAUUGUGCAUGCCUAUAGUGUUGAGCUCUUUAAUUAUAGGUGUUAUUUUUAAUAAUUGUUCCAAAUUUAAUUCCUUGAAUUAAACUAGAAAGUAGGAAUUUGGAUUGUGCCUUUGUUUUAUUACUGUUUGUUGAUUUUGUGUGUGCAAACUGGAAAAGAAAAAGAGAGGGGGCAGCAGGGAAGUUUUGCUAGUGAUUUUGAUGGAGGAAAAUUUAAUAAGCAGCCUGGGAGAAGUCAGGGGCAGUGAACUGGGGUAAAGCUUUAGCGAAAUUGAAAUCAAAUUUGGUAUUCUCUACUAAUCUUUGGUUAAGCCACAUAUGCUUCAUAGUUAUCUCUAGUUUGGUUUGCAGUAAUCUCAGUUUGUAGUAGCUUUCAGUUGUCGUGUCAUUUACAGUGUUAAACAAUAGUGUUGGUUUGCAAUGUUCAAAGAAUUUUGUUCCUUUUUUGAGGUUUAUUGAAGAAAUGUGAAAGUGAUCUUUGUUAUUUGAAAUAGUGAUUUAAUGAAGGAGCGAGUUAGGUGAUUAGUACCUUCGACAUGGGUCCAACAAGUGCUCGUUGGGGUGUCACUUAUACUUUCAUAGUUUACUUGGAAUUUUAUUCGAUUUGAAUACUUUUUGGAAAGGUAACGGCAUUAAGGUAUCUUUGGUUUGGGAGAGUGUUGCAUUUCAGCUUUCGUGUACGUAAUUCGUUUCCAUGUUGUUGUUUUUCAACAUAAAACUUUCAGUUGAUGCAUUGACUUGAAGACAAUGAUGUCAUAGAAAUAUUUUAUGUUGCAAUUGGGGGACAGUUUACAUGUAUUUUGCUCUUCUGAUCAGUUUUAUUUCCUGCAUGGCAUGUUUGACUGCCUCUGUUCCAUAUUUUUAGUUCAGUGAAAUGGGUUAUUGUAUGGGACAGAGGAGAUAGGUUUUCUGGUAUAUUUACAGUAAACAAUAUACUGAAUUUGGUGGUACAUAAGCUUUUAUGUGUAGAAUGUUGGAGGAAUUUCACAUCUGUAGAUGAAAUUUUGCCGUGGCUUUCAAUGAAGUGAAGUUUGCAGUCAGACACUGGUUCCCUUUUCAUGUCAGUUUUGUUUGUGAGGGCUGCCAAAUGUGGCACUCCUCUAAUAGGUGCAAAACCAUUGUCGUUAUGUAAACUACUGAGAAACUGGUUUAUAAUAUUUAAAAACAUUGUGCUAUUAACUAAAAUAAAAGUAGCGCAAGUUUACUUUGAUUCUCAGCCUAUUAAGGUGAUCCACUAUAAAUGUCCGAAAUUUUAGAAGGAAUACUAAAUAGAUGAAGGAAAGAAAAGAGAGAAGAACAACAGAAGAGAGAGUAGAGAAGGAUAAAAUCUGAAGCUUUCCAGGUUGAGCUGAAAGACAGAAAGGGAAAGAAGAAAAGGAAGAAAGAGGGGAGAAGAUGGUAAAUGAGAUUUUCACUUAUGGGUUUAAGUUUCUGUUCCUUAGGGCUUUGAGCUGUAAUUCAUCCUUUUUGCGGAAGCUUAUCAAUUUAGGGGAUUUUGGAAACCUUUUUUAAAAGUUCAACGUUUGGGUUUGAGGGCCUUGGAAGGUUGGGCUUAUUCACAAUGGGAAGAACAACGAGUGUUGUGUUUGCUCUUUCCUUCUGCUUCUUAGUAGCAUAAGGAGAAAAGAAAAAGGAAAAAAAAGAGAAGGAUUAUGGAAAGGUUUGCUGAUUAGUGUUGUGUUUGUUCUCUAAAAGAACAGAUAUUGUGGAGUUUCCUCUUUCCUUCUGAUGUCAAGUGUUGUGUUACAUGCUUCCUUCUGUAUUGUGUUUGAUGACUUACAUAGUGCCAGUGGGCACUGGGCACUGGAUUUUGUUUUCAGUAUUUGAUAUCUGAAAACCCUGUUUAUAUACCUUACAUUUGUUUGCCGAUUCCCUGUAAGAAAUACUAGCUUUAUGACAGUUUGAUUCGUUAUUCUGAUUUGUAUCCAGCUUCUCUUGUAAGCUUAAUUGGAGGUCCUUUUUUUCCCCCCUAAAUUAUGGCUGUAGUACAUGAUGACUAAUGGGAACAUGUACCUCAACUUUCGGUCAUUGUUAAAUUCAGUUAAGUUUCUCACGUCAUUUAAAUGUCUAAAUAGGGUCAUUUGGCUUGAAUUUUCUUGUAGAUUUUGAUGUGAAGAGGGUGAUCAAGUAUGACCCUUCAAGGAUAUGCCCUGAACUAUGGAACAGUUUAUAUGCCCUACAAGGCAUGUCACCCCAAGGCUCAUUCUUUAGUAUCUUUGAGAAGACCUCUACCUGCCAAAGUUUCAUUUCCAAUUAAUUCAAGUACCCGCUCGCCUUUUCCGAAAGUUGUAGCGCACUAUAAAGGUUCUCAGAGUCCCUCUCUUUCUUCUGCUUCCUCACCACUUCUAAGUGGUGGACUUGGUAGUCUGUCUCAUACUAUACCUAAGAUAACUAGGAGGCGACAGUCUAAUCUGACUCCACGGGCAUCUAAAGAUGUUCCUUACAGCUACCGAUACCCUCCUAUGACCAAAAAGCCUAAAUGGUGGUGGAGAACAUUAGCAUGCCUCCCCUAUCUGAUGCCACUGCACGAAACAUGGAUGUAUGCGGAGACAGCUUAUCAUCUACACCCCUUCCUGGAGGAUCUUGAGUUUUUGACCUAUCCAUUUUUGGGAGCUAUAGGAAGAUUGCCAAGUUGGUUUCUGAUGGCCUAUUUCUUUGUAGCAUAUCUAGGAAUUGUGAGGAGGAAAGAAUGGCCCCAUUUCUUCCGGUUCCAUGUGGUGAUGGGCAUGCUUAUGGAGAUAGCUCUACAGGUGGUUGGUAGUGUGAGCCGUUGGAUGCCUCUUUCUGUGUACUGGGGUAAGAUGGGAAUGCACUUUUGGACCGCAGUUGCAUUCGCCUAUCUCUUCACUGUAUUGGAGUGCAUGAGGUGUGCCCUUGCCGGGAUGUAUGCCGAUGUUCCAUUUGUCUGUGAUGCGGCUUACAUUCAAAUUCCAUAUGAUUAAGGAAGCUUAUGUUUUUGGCCUUUGUAUUUUGUCCUUCAUUCUGGUAGGAUUUAGGCUGAGGCUCGGAGCUUGUCUAUUUAUGUAUGACUAAGGAGGAAGGAACGUUGGUCGUUGAUAGUGUCAAUGUUGCAUGCAAUAGAAACAUUAAUGAUGUGGAUUUUGGCUCUCUUUGAUGAACUGUUUAGUUGUGUCAAUCAUUCCUCCGUCCCGAAAUGAUUAUUUAUUUUAAAUGUACCAAACAAGACAUUCAUUUUGGCCGGAGAGGGAGUAAUAUAUUCGUCCAUUGUCCAAAUCCCAUAACGCGUUGAAGAAUUGAAUUAAUAACAGGAGUGACUAGUGAUGACUUGAAUAACUGACCUGGCAAGUUAACAAUCCAUUUUUCUUCCACCAUAUCGUCGUGCGAUCUACUUUCUCUAUUAGUACAAAAUUUCUUCAGGUAUCUCUUCCUGUUUUGGUUCAUCGAGGUCUAGUGUUGCGGUCAAUAUAGUUUACUUUGCACCCAGCUCUCUUUGUUAACUCUGUCUUAAAUUCUUAAUCUUAUGAAUUUGUUCGUGUGGCUUUUGAUGCAUGCUCAUCAACAUUGCUGUUUCCUUGAUUAGAUUUUUGUAAGUAUUUAUCUGGGAUUCUUCGAUGAUCAGACAGGGAGAGGGAUAUUUUGAGAUGGCUCAUGCUGCAGUCUUACAUCCAAACAACCUGUUGACCCACGAAUUUUUUACCUUUGCUCAUCGGAAUUCUUGAUGUAUAAACGAAAAAGGAUACACGCGCGUUUCCUUGCCAAUGGAAAUUUUUGUUCAGAGUACUUGGGAUUAUUGGAAGAAGUCGAAAAUGUUAAUUCCACCUGAUGAAUGCCACAAAGCCAGGAGGUUUUUCCUUGAUAGGUACUACCAAUUGCGGAACAAGUAGUGACUUGUUUUGUAUUUGCACCGCAAGAUGUAGAAGAAACCUGCAGGACUAAGGUUAACAGCCGAGAGUCAACUUCAUAAUAUCAUUUUUGCACCACAAGAUGUAGC
Molecule: messenger RNA, 4869 nt
Organism: Oldenlandia corymbosa var. corymbosa
Lineage: Eukaryota; Viridiplantae; Streptophyta; Magnoliopsida; Gentianales; Rubiaceae
Source: the annotation of a GenBank genome assembly